AUGAAGCAUCAAAAGAAGAUGGGAGGAGUACACAGAGUCACUGGAUCAACAGAAUCGGCGGACAAAGAAGAAUUUUGUGAAUCAGAAUAUUAUCAAGAAACAAUGAUGUCUGUAUCUGAGUCCAUGAUGGGUGAAAACCAGUCCCUUUGCACCAGAUUUACGUUUGUAGCUUUUUCCUCGCUAGCAGAGUUGCAGUCUUUGCUCUUCGUUAUCUUCUUAGUUACCUAUUUGUUUACAGUGGGAGGGAACCUCAUCAUCAUUUGCCUGAUCUGGGUCACUCCUUCCCUGCACACUCCCAUGUAUUUCUUCCUGGUGAAUCUCUCCUUUCUGGAAAUGUGUUAUAUCAGCAGUGUGGUGCCUCAGAUGCUAGUGCACUUGCUGGUAGAGACCAAGACCAUUAGCUUAGCAGGCUGUGCAGCUCAAAUGUAUAUAUUCGCCAUAUUGGGACUGACAGAAUGUUGUCUGCUAGCAGCCAUGGCUUAUGACCGCUUUGUAGCCAUUUGUUACCCACUACAUUAUACACUCAUGAUGGGCCCUGGUGUGUGUUUGAAACUGGCUGCAGCAUCUUGGACCACAGGAGUGAUGGUGGAAUCUGCUCAGAUCACUUGGGUCUUUACUUUGCCCUUCUGUGGAACAGGACAGAUUCAGCACUUUUUUUGUGAUCUCAUGCCUGUAGUGAAACUGGCCUGUGUUGACACUAGCCAGAAUGAGAUUGUGAUAUUUGCUGUCUCUGUGAUUUUCAUCAUGAGUCCCUGUCUUCUCAUUCUGUGCUCCUAUGUGCGAAUUCUUGUGGCCAUCAUGAGGAUCCCCUCAGCAGCGGGUAGACGCAAAGCAUUCUCCACUUGUUCUUCUCAUAUACUGGUUGUUUCUCUGUUCUAUGGAACUGCCUUAUUCACUUAUCUCCAACCCAAAACUUCCCACACUCCAGAAACAGACAAAGCAACUGCCCUCAUGUACACAGUGGUCACUCCAGCCCUGAAUCCUGUCAUAUAUACCUUGAGGAAUAAGGAAGUGAAGGAAGCUUUUCAGAGGGUAAUACAAAGGAAACAUCCUUGA
Messenger RNA from Elephantulus edwardii (Cape elephant shrew), 1056 nucleotides. RefSeq names its product olfactory receptor 10C1-like. Lineage: Eukaryota; Metazoa; Chordata; Mammalia; Macroscelidea; Macroscelididae. Gene Ontology annotation, cellular component: membrane. The record is from RefSeq and is a predicted model, not a curated record. The transcript is spliced from 2 exons. Bases 1 to 1056 code for a protein of 351 amino acids. Gene Ontology annotation, molecular function: olfactory receptor activity; G protein-coupled receptor activity. Gene Ontology annotation, biological process: G protein-coupled receptor signaling pathway.